CUCCGAAUUGACAAUUGCUCCUCAGGUUGCUCGAUCCUUGACUGCUGUGUAGAUCAUCAUCAUCGUGCUCUUCAGCCGCUGACUUUGAUCUUCUCAAUAGCUGUAUUCAUUUGCCCCGUCCCUCGACCAUGAUGACAGCUGCAGGGUUGCCAAGCCGUCCUCGGCUCUGCCUCAUCCUUUCCCUGUGGUGGAUGGCCUUACUGAUGGGCCCAGUUUCCUCGGCUUCUCCUGGAAACCCCAAAAGACCAUUGGCCACUCUCUCGUCCACGACACAACAGCAUUCUUCGUCGGAAAGUACUACUAGCAGCAGUAGUCUGGAUGUGGCCCAGGAAUGGAACAGCCUUCAUGACGUUGAAUCAGAAGAUGAGUUGAUGGACGCCACUGUGAGUGUGGCAGCCACCAAGGAACGCAAAAACUUGACGGAAUCUUGGUGGCCUCUUUGGUGGGGUAGAAUCAACAACGAUGCCAGCAACAACGCCACUGCAACCACCACAGAUAGUGACAAGAAGAAGAAGAAGCGAGGCAAGGGCGAACUACGACAAGUCGAAGACAAGAAGCAAGACAAGAAGAAGCAAGACGAGAAGAAGCAAAGCAAGAAAAAAGAAAAACCAGCCGACGAUGGCGACGUCAAGAAAAUCAAGAAGAAAAAGAAAGAGGAAGGCCCGGCACAAAAUACAACCUCUACAGAUUCAUCAUCCACAGCCACCAAUACUACUAGUACACUCAAGACAUCACCACCCACCCAAUUCAUUGUCAUGGGGGCUCCUCCUCGGGGUGCUUCUCCCUCAUCACCGUAUCCUCGAUCGCCACUCAUGUCACCACAACAACAGCAACAACAAAUGGCCACUCUGGCCAUUGCCGAACUCAUUGGCACAGUGGUCGCCACAUCCAUGCGACUAUGGCUCCUCGUUUGGGGAUCUCGCUACUUGGCCAAUCGACAAGAAAUCAUACAACCCACACAGAAUUUCGUAUUUGAGCGCUUAAAUGACAGAUUCAUGAGAGAUACCAUGGCACUCCAAACCGCUUUGGAACAACCACCCUUGGGUGUCAAUAAGCAACGCUGGAAAUUCAUCAUGGCCAAACGACGACAGCACAACCUGGCGUCCUUCUUUCAACGACCAUCGCUCGACAAAACUUUCCAAAAAACGGUCAUUGUCAUGGAAUAUGGAGGCAACAACCAAAAGGGAGAAUCAGAUCUCAAGUACGUGGCAGACCUGGUCUCCUUUCUUAUACUCAUGCACCAAGAACAAGCUUUUGGAUCCAUACCACAAUCACUAUCCGCCACAGAUCCCUCCACGGGAAGAACAAAAACGCUGACAGUCUGGAAACCCGUUCCACUCGAAGUCGUCUUGAAAAUCACCAGUCCCGGUGGUGCCGUGCCCACUUUUGGAUAUGCGGCGGCGCAAAUCAAACGAUUGCGACAAACCGAGGGAAUCUCCACAACAGUAUGUGUCGACAUGUACGCGGCAUCCGGAGGAUACAUGAUGGCCAGUCAAGCCGACAAAUUGGUCGCUGCGCCCUUUGCCACGGUCGGAUCGGUCGGUGUCAUUUUUGAAAUGCUCAAUUAUCAUGACGUGCUGCGGCAGUAUGGAGUCCAACCCGUCGUUAUGAAAGCGGGAGACCAAAAGAAUCCCAUUUCCUCCUUUGGAGCCGUCACCAAACAGGAUUUGGAAGUCAAUCAAGAGCGCCUUGAAAAGGUACACCAGGAAUUUCAACAAUUCACGAUUGAGGGAAGACCACAGCUGAAGGGAAAAGAAGCACAAGUCUGUGAUGGUUCCGUCUAUUUGGGAUCCGAGGCUCUCUCCCUCAACUUGAUUGAUGAAAUCAUGACGUCGGAUGAAUACUUGCAGCAACGAAUCAAGGCGGGUGACCGCGUCUUGAAAAUUCAUCGGUCCCAUCAAUCCCGAUUGGCUCCGUAUGCCAGACGGUUGUCCCCCAAGGAUAUUCUGCCGCACUUGAAGGCCAGAAUAGAAGCUUGGUUGGGAGGACAACAACCGGACAUGGCGGCACGGCUGGUCCAGUUGGGAAGUAUCAUUGGAUUUGUGCAUCACUUGAUUUCAAAUCAUGGAAGCAAGGGCUUUGGGGGCAACCCAACAUUUUAGAAAUAUACAGUGCAGUAAUUAUGAUUCGUAAAACUAUCCGCAUACCGCCUUAUCCUGAUUGGUUGAAUGGUGGUACUGUUCAGCUGGAACAAAGCGAACCGUUGAUGAGAGAUUCGAUGGCUACGUCUUCCAAAUGUCGUCACCAUUUAGAUACCAAAGAGAAAUGGGAGAAAACUCAC
Molecule: messenger RNA, 2281 nt
Organism: Seminavis robusta
Lineage: Eukaryota; Bacillariophyta; Bacillariophyceae; Naviculales; Naviculaceae
Source: the annotation of a GenBank genome assembly